Molecule: messenger RNA, 1884 nt
Organism: Phyllotreta striolata
Lineage: Eukaryota; Metazoa; Arthropoda; Insecta; Coleoptera; Chrysomelidae
Source: the annotation of a GenBank genome assembly
AUGAAUAAAACGAACGAUUUACUAAGCAAAGAAAAAGUGGUGCAAUCCGUCGUGAUCGCCGAUACUUUCACCGACGAAUUCAUUCCCAUAUCGAACGACAUUCCUCACGCGCUCCUAUCGAUGCUCAACAAACCGCUAAUCGACUACACGUUGGAAUUUCUCUCCCUCGGAGGCAUCGAAGAGGUCUUUUUGUUCUGUUCGAAUCGAAGCGAACUUAUCAAACAACACAUCGAUAAAUGCAUCGCAAAAGGGGAAGGUUGGAGUUUAACGAUGAAAGUUCAUAUCAUCGUAUCGGAGUCCUGUCAAUCAUUCGGGGAUUGUCUUCGAGAUUUGGAUGCUAAAGGGUUGCUUCGAUCCGAUUUCGUUCUAUUAGAACCAGGGGUUUUAUCGAACGUACCGUUGUUGACUUUACUCGAGAAGCACCGGGACAUCAUGAAGCUGGAUAAAUAUGCUACGAUGACAAUCGUUCUGCAAGAAUCCGGAGUGGGUCAUCGAGGAAGAGGAUCGGAGGAUUUAGUACUAGCCGCAGACUCGCAGAAUCGAAUUUUAUUCUACAAUAAAUCCACUAAAAAUCGAUCGAAAAAAAUCGAAUUCCCGCUGGAGAUGUUCUUGGAGAACCCGAGCUUGUCGAUAUUGCACAACGUCCGAGACACUCGCAUAGCCAUUUGCUCGGCCUCGGUCCUGCCUUUAUUCAGCGACAAUUUCGAUUUUCAAACCAAAGACGACCUUAUCAGAGGGUUAUUAAUGGACGAAGAGAUACUAGAAGGUACGAUUUACGCUCAUGUGCUUCGCGGGAACCAAUUCGGGGGAGCCGUAGCUUCGUGGGGAACCUAUCGAUCACUCAGCCAAGAAUUGAUGCAGAAAUGGAUCCAUCCUUUGAACCAACCGCGUCAAAAGAAUAGAAUUUUGAAGAAUAAUACGGUAAUCGGAGCUUGUUCGAAGGUGUCUAAUACCGCUAAGUUAUCCAGCUCGGUGCUCGGAUUGAAUUUAUUAAUCGGAAACAAUGUUAUAGUAGAAGAUAGUUUUGUGUUCUCCGAUGUAAAAUUAGAAGAUAAUGUAAUUAUAAAACGCUCCAUAAUAGGGCCUGGAUGUAUAAUAAAAACCGAUUGUACACUAACCGGUUGCGUGUUAGGACAAGACACCGUUUUGGAGAAAUCAACGUGUAUAGAAAACGGCCUUUUACAAAGCUCUACACCGGAUAACGAAUCGUUCGAGAAGUUAUCGAACAAAGCUUACAAGUUACUAGAAGAUGAUGAUUCGAAUAAAUCCCACAGAUUAUUCGUUAGUGAUGAUGAAGAAGAUGAUGAUGAAGAAGGAUUCAGCGAAAGCGAAGAUGAGUUAUCCUACACGCAAUCGCCGGUGCCCGACGACACGAAACUAUUCUUUACGGAGGUGAUCGAUAGCCUUACGAGAGGUUUCGAUGACAAUUUGGUUUGCGAAAAUCUGAUUUUGGAAAUUAAUUCGUCGCGGUACGCUUAUAAUGUCACUUUAAAAGAGGUGAAUUUCAACGUAGUAAGAGCCAUUUUGUUGAUAUCUUUAAGAGAACCAAUCGGUGUGCAAUAUUUCUCACAUUUAUCGCGUUUAUUAUCCUAUUUCGCACCCGUUUUGAAGAAUUAUUUGCGUAACGAGAGCGCCAUGUUGGAUUCCCUACAAGCCAUCGAGGAUGUAGUUUCGUCCGGUGAGAAUAUAAAAGAGAAAUGGGUGAUAGCGGUGCUUCAGCACAUGUACAAUAAAGAUUAUCUAGCCGAAGAGGUGAUUCUGGAUUGGUUCAGGAACCUGGAAAAUUCCGGAGAUUUGUAUAAGCGAGUGAAACCGUUCGCUGAUUGGCUGGAAGAAGCCGAAGAAGCUUCUAGUGAUGAAGAUGAUGAUGAAGGGAGCGAUUAA